Messenger RNA from Schistocerca gregaria, 597 nucleotides. RefSeq lists its product as uncharacterized. Lineage: Eukaryota; Metazoa; Arthropoda; Insecta; Orthoptera; Acrididae. The transcript has a single exon. The record is from RefSeq and is a predicted model, not a curated record. The coding region runs from base 1 to 597 and encodes 198 amino acids.
AUGUUAUGGAAAUGCCUGUGUGGCGGUGCUCACGUGGCCAGCUAUCGUGGGUGUGAGGUGUGGAAGCGUGCCAUCGCUCGCCAACGUGGCCAAACACCAGCGCCGCGUCCGAAGAAGCCAGCAACGAGACGGCCCGGCGUCUCUUUCGCGGCGGCAACGUCAGGGGCGCCCUCCACCGUCCCGGCUGCGUCGGCUGAUCCUGCUCCUGCCGCGUCCGAUGCCGUGCCGAUACCUGAGGCUCCUGCGCCUCCACCACAGCUGCUAGUGGCGGACCCGGGUACUGCCUCACCCGGGCCGUCGGCCAGACCGCGCCCCGCCAAUCUCCGGCGCGGGGGUCAGCGCCCCGUGGGUACCCAGCGCUCAGCACCGUCAGUCGAGCAGCCCCAGGUGGACUCUCAGGGCGAGUCAGCCACGCCUCCCCCUUCCAGCGACGGGGGCGCGCCGGCUGCCUCCACCGCUGACCUGGCCAACCUCGUCGCGCAGCUCACUGCCUUGGUGACCAGUGCUACGAAGUUGAUUGAAGUCCUGUCGCAGCAACUCAAAGCUGCAGUGCCGACCGCUGUCAACACUCACCAGCUGCACCAUGGGCAGUGUUAG